UCCAGCCUGACUCAGAUCUUCUGACGUGUGCAUUAAUCAUUUACACUCAGACAUAAUAAUCACAAGACAUAUUGAAUGGCUGAGUCUUGGCUUGAUUUUGCAGUGACUGGUCCUGUGUGUCUCUCUCUGGUUCAGGUUUUGUCAGCAGGUGCUGCGUCUCGAUGCAGAUGCUCCGGGUGAAAUGAAUACGGCACCUCAGCCUCUGUCAGGACCCCCCUCCAACCCGCUUCCCGCGCCCUCCCCGGGCCUGUCCCAGCCCAGUUUUGCUCCUGCGCCUCCGCGGGUUGUGUUCGGCACUCCUCCGCCGCAGAUGAACCCCACGGCCCAACCCCGACAGUUUGCCUCAGGUGCGAGAGCUUUACCACAACAGCCGUACUAUCCCAGUCGGCCCACUUUACCUGCUAAUUCUGGGCGUGUCCCACCAAGCUCCGCCCCUCGGCCCAUCCCCCCUCCGCAUGGAGCCCGCCCCCCCCAUGUGUUCCAGACCGGCCCCUCCCAGAUGAUGAUGAUUCCCCAGCAACCAAUCAGCUUCCCCAAUUCACAAGGCACGGCUUACUAUAUAUCUGGUCAGGUAAGCGCUGAAAUAUCUGUAUUAAAUAUCAGUUUUUUUCUGUCUUUUAUAUGUUGCAUAAGAAAUCCCACGGGGCAGUUAGUGACGCUACUUUGA
Molecule: messenger RNA, 667 nt
Organism: Sinocyclocheilus grahami
Lineage: Eukaryota; Metazoa; Chordata; Actinopteri; Cypriniformes; Cyprinidae
Product: eukaryotic translation initiation factor 4 gamma 1-like
Exons: 4
Coding region: 182-667 (161 amino acids)
Source: RefSeq, a predicted model, not a curated record